GAGAGCCCGGUGGGGAUGGUGGAGAUCGCAGGCUGCGCAGGGCAGAAGCGCCGAGGCUUCCUGGAGGGAGGGCUGCUGCUGCUGCUGCUGCUGCUGCUGGUGACGGGUGCCCUGGCCGCCCUGGGCCUCCUCUAUGCAGACAGAAGAGGGAAGCAGCCGCCACUUUUUACUAGCCGGCUUUGCUUCUCAAAGGAAGAGAAGACCAUUGUAAAGCGAACACCCCGAGACGUCCAAAAGCCCAGGGGCGCAAGCGAAACCGGCACCAGCCCUGGCUGCGCGAUGGCAGCCGCCAGGAUCCUCCAGAACAUGGACCCGUCCAAGAAGCCCUGUGACGACUUCUACCAGUACGCGUGCGGGGGCUGGCUGCAGCGCCAUGUGAUCCCCGAGACCAGCUCGCGAUACAGCGUCUUCGACAUCCUCCAGGAUGAGCUGGAGAUCAUUCUCAAAGGGGUGCUGGAGAAUUCUACCACCAAGGAUCGGCCAGCUGUACAGAAGGCCAAGAUGCUGUACCGCUCCUGCAUGAACGAGAGUGAGAUAGAAAAGCGAGACUCGCAGCCCCUGCUGGACAUCCUGAAGGCGGUAGGAGGCUGGCCAGUGGCCACGGACAAGUGGAGCGAGAGUGUAGGCGCCCGGUGGGAACUGGAGCAGCAGCUGGCCGUGAUGAACGCGCAGUUCAACCGGCGGGUCCUCAUCGACCUCUUCAUCUGGAACGACGACCAGAACUCCAGCCAGCACAUCAUCUAUAUAGACCAGCCAACCCUGGGCAUGCCGUCCCGAGAGCACUACUUCAAUGAGGGCAGCGACCAGAAGGUACGGGAAGCCUACCUGCAGUUCAUGACGUCGGUGGCCACGAUGCUUCGGGCGGACAUGAACCUCCCCCAGAACAGCGACCUGGUGCGGGAGGACAUGGCCCAGGUGCUGGAGCUGGAGACGCAGCUGGCCAACGCCACGGCCCCACAGGAGGAGCGGCACGACGUCACCGCCCUGUACCACAGGAUGGACCUGGAACAGCUCCAGAACGAGUUCGGUCUGAAGGGAUUUAACUGGACUCUCUUCAUACAAUCUGUGCUAUCCUCUGUCAAAAUCGAGCUGCUGCCAGAUGAGGAAGUGGUGGUCUAUGGCAUCCCCUACCUCCAGAAUCUUGAAGACAUCAUCGAUGUCUACUCAUCCAGGACCAUGCAGAACUACCUGGUCUGGCGCCUGGUCCUGGACCGCAUCAGCAGCCUGAGCCAGAGAUUCAAGGAUGCACGCGCAAACUACCGCAAGGCGCUGUACGGCACGUCGGCACAGGAGGUGCGCUGGCGGGAGUGCGUCAGCUACGUCAACAGUAACAUGGAGAGCGCCGUGGGCUCACUCUACGUCAAGGAGGCCUUCCCCAGGGACAGCAAGAACAUGGUCAGAGAGCUCAUCGACCAGCUGCGGGCAGUGUUCAUGGAGACCCUGGACGAGCUGAGCUGGAUGGACAAGUCAUCCAAGAAGGCGGCCCAGGAGAAGGCCAUGAGCAUCCAGGAGCAGGUUGGGUAUCCCGACUACAUCCUGGAGGAGGGGAACAAACACCUGGACGAGGAGUAUUCCAAUCUGAACUUCUCGGAGCACCUGUACUUUGAGAACGGACUGCAGAAUCUCAAGGCUGGCGCCCAGCGGAGCCUCAGGAAGCUUCGGGAGAAGGUGGACCGAAACCUCUGGAUCACCGGGGCCGCUGCGGUGAAUGCGUUCUACUCCCCAAACCGAAACCAGAUUGUGUUUCCUGCCGGGAUUCUCCAGCCUCCUUUCUUCAGCAAGGAGCAGCCCCAGGCCUUGAACUUUGGGGGCAUCGGGAUGGUGAUCGGGCACGAGAUCACCCACGGCUUUGAUGACAACGGCCGGAACUUCGACAAGAACGGGAACAUGAUGGACUGGUGGAGUAACUUCUCGGCCCAGCACUUCCGCAAGCAGUCGGAGUGCAUGGUCUACCAGUAUGGUAACUACUCCUGGGACCUGGCCGACGACCAGAACGUGAAUGGCUUCAGUACCCUCGGGGAAAACAUCGCAGACAAUGGAGGGGUGCGGCAGGCCUACAAGGCUUACCUGAAGUGGGUGGCGGAAGGCGGCAAGGACCAGCCGCUGCCAGGACUGCAGCUGACCGACAAGCAGCUAUUCUUCAUCAGCUAUGCACAGGUGUGGUGCGGGUCCUACCGGCCCGAGUUCGCCAUCCAGUCCAUCAAGACCGACGUCCACAGCCCCCUGAAGUACAGGGUGCUGGGCUCGCUGCAGAACCUGGCCGCCUUCGCAGACGCGUUCCACUGCGCGCGGGGCUCCCCUAUGCACCCGAAGGUGCGAUGCCAUGUCUGGUAG
Molecule: messenger RNA, 2334 nt
Organism: Lagenorhynchus albirostris (white-beaked dolphin)
Lineage: Eukaryota; Metazoa; Chordata; Mammalia; Artiodactyla; Delphinidae
Gene: MMEL1
Product: membrane metalloendopeptidase like 1
Exons: 23
Coding region: 16-2334 (772 amino acids)
Biological process (GO): protein processing
Cellular component (GO): plasma membrane
Molecular function (GO): metalloendopeptidase activity
Source: RefSeq, a predicted model, not a curated record